This is a messenger RNA of Aspergillus welwitschiae, 953 nucleotides long. RefSeq lists its product as uncharacterized. NCBI's taxonomy places the organism in Eukaryota, Fungi, Ascomycota, Eurotiomycetes, Eurotiales, Aspergillaceae. The transcript has a single exon. The coding region runs from base 1 to 711 and encodes 236 amino acids. The record is from RefSeq and is a predicted model, not a curated record.
AUGAUUUGGUCUGAGGUCCGAGGAGGCGAUCUCCCCAUCAUCUUCAUCCGCCUGUUCGAGCUCCUAUAUCUUAGUCUGUCUGCAGCCAACUAUCUCUUCAACUUUGUCAUUCUCCCCGUCGACCAAGCACAAAAUGCACUGGGUGACGGGCUUACCGCCCUCGCUAUAUUCUCUGUUGCCUCGACACUUUCCCUUCUCUGUAUAUGCACCCGUCUCGGCCACCGUACCUCUCAUUUGGAAAGAGCUGCCGUUAUAGUCUUGAUGGCCGUGGCAGCUUCCGCAUUUGUUUAUGUCCAGUUCUUUUACGAUACGUGGAUAGCUCGAGUCUAUUUUGUGAUCCUGAUCUUCACGGCGGUGCAGUGCCUGUCUCACGGCGUCAAUUUUCGUGAGGGCACAUUUUUCGACUUUCCGUUCAUCUGCCUGGGCUAUGGGAUAAUAGUCCUGGCCCCUGCUAUGCAUGCGGGCUUGUGGUCGUCCACCUGUCGACAGGCGUUGUUACCGUCGUACCUCGUCUACGUUGGCCUCAAUGCGCUGGGGGGCCUUAACCUCAUCUUUAAUGUUCCGGAGCGGCUGGGCAUGUCCAGCGGCAGCAGGUUGGUUCUACACUGUUGCGCCGCCCUGGCAACGAUUUAUCUGUUCAAUAGCCUGCUUGCUGCAUUGCAGACUGAUAUACACUUGGAGGUGGAACGAUGUGGGAGAAUUUUUGGUUAAGGAAAGAAGUUGCUACCAGCCUUCUACGUGCAUCUCUCCUAAGUUCAGCAACAUGCACCGUGCAUGAUGGAAGCAAUAAUAUUGGUUUCCUCGUGCCCAGGCCAGAGGGCCCGAGGAAAUGUUACUGUGACAAGCUUUAGCAGAGGUUGGCAAUUAUUUGAACAUUUGAACCAAGGCAAUUUAAAGUAAAUGUUAUGUUGUGAUUCAGGAAGUACAAUGAUGAACAUGAUUUCAGCCUGCCC